UGUGACGACUCUAAACAUUCUAUUUUCAUUUUCUGUGACUUCAUUCGUGAUCCUUAAUUCUUCAUUAAAUCGAUACCUAGUUUCGUUAACUAACGACGGUGCAGUGGGGAUUGUAAAUAUAAAAUGGCUAAACCGAAGACCGAAGAUGCGUCAGAAGAUGCUAAAAAGAUUGUAGAUGAUGCUAAAAACUUUAUUGAAAAAGCCAUUGCUGACAUUGGAAAAACUUCAGCGACGAAACAGCUAAUUUUAGGAACUGCGUCAGGAUGGAUUACAGGUUUCAUCACAAUGAAAAUAGGAAAGAUCGCCGCAGUUGGUUUAGGAGGCGGUGUCAUAUUGUUACACAUUGCUAGUCAGAAAGGAUUUAUUGAUAUUAAUUGGGAUAAAAUUAAUAAGAAAGUGGACAAAAUUACAGAUAAAAUAGAGAAAGAGGCUACUGGAAAAUCACCCGAUUGGAUGGAAAAAGUAGAGAGGUUUGUGGACCGAAAACUUGACAAAGCUGAGGAAUUAUUAAAGAAAAAAGAGAAAAAAGCCAAACACUGGUAUAAUAAUUUUAUUGGUGAUGACCAGUACCGUGCUACAGAAUCACAUGUAUUUUUAGCUUCCUUUGCAGCCGGUAUGGCAAUAGGUUUGCUUUGCGGCCAAUAAUUUUUUUCAUAUUCUUGUAAAAUAACCUAAAUAUUAUAUUUAAGACAUGUUCUCAUAAUGUUAAUUAGAUUUAGUCUAAACUUAGUAAUUGAAUAACAGUUAUUAAAUUAUUGUAUUCCAUUUAGUUACCUUGAUCUAAUAUGGAUGUUUAAAUAAAUUGCUUAAUCAAA
This is a messenger RNA of Zerene cesonia (dogface butterfly), 815 nucleotides long. Its product is annotated as FUN14 domain-containing protein 1-like. The transcript has 3 exons. The coding region runs from base 124 to 645 and encodes 173 amino acids. Gene Ontology annotation, cellular component: mitochondrial outer membrane. Lineage: Eukaryota; Metazoa; Arthropoda; Insecta; Lepidoptera; Pieridae. The record is from RefSeq and is a predicted model, not a curated record. Gene Ontology annotation, biological process: autophagy of mitochondrion.